AUGACCGUGAUCCGCACGCGAAAUGGUGUUACCCCGUGGGCGGUUCUCGCGAGCAGCGCCGCCGGUGUCGCCGCGGCGCUGCUGGUCGCGUGUCUGCUGAGCGGCGGCAGCGGGGCGAACUUCGCGGAGGCGCAACCCGCGUCGCCGCAAAUGGUCGUUCCGACUGUUGCGCCCGCGGCUAGAUCAGGGAGGGAUUUUACCCCGUUGGAUCCUGACUGGGAGGCGCAGAUGCAGUCAAUCAUCCAGCAGGUGGCGAAUCAGAAGGAGCUCUCCUCAUUUGCCCAGAUUUUCUCUAACCAAUUCAAAACAGAGCAGCUGUACAUCGAUCGGAAUGCAACCAUCCUCAUCCCCACCAACGUCGGCUACUGGCGCUUCGAAAGCCGGUGGGACACUCUCUCCCGCAGGCAGAAGCGCCGGUUACUCCGUUACCACAUUCUCAAGGGACGUUACACCGCGGGGCAGCUCCUAAGUGCUGCUCCGGGCACCCUCUUCCCUACUCUUAACAUGAACCUGCCGGUAAACAAGACUUUUAAGGCGAACGUAGUGCCGUAUUUGACGAGGGUCGUGACGUUGCUGACCGUGGCGAAUGCCGGGCAGACAAAUAAUUUCGCUGCGCAUGGGGUUACAAUGGUGCUCCUGCCGCCCAACCUCAACUGCACCCGGUCUUCUUGCAGUGACGAAUCCAUUAAGUUAAAUUAG
Molecule: messenger RNA, 699 nt
Organism: Closterium sp. Naga37s-1
Lineage: Eukaryota; Viridiplantae; Streptophyta; Zygnematophyceae; Desmidiales; Closteriaceae
Source: the annotation of a GenBank genome assembly